This is a messenger RNA of Lycium ferocissimum, 471 nucleotides long. RefSeq lists its product as uncharacterized. Bases 1 to 471 code for a protein of 156 amino acids. Gene Ontology annotation, molecular function: zinc ion binding; nucleic acid binding. The record is from RefSeq and is a predicted model, not a curated record. Lineage: Eukaryota; Viridiplantae; Streptophyta; Magnoliopsida; Solanales; Solanaceae. The transcript is spliced from 2 exons.
AUGGGAGACCGGAUGCAUCAAUUUGUGAGUGGCUUAGGGCCACAUUUGAUCAAAGAUUACUUUACAGCUUCACUCCAAGAAGGGAUGGAUAUUUCUCGUAUUCAGGCUCACGCUCAGAACUUGGAAGAGCAGCAGCAACAGCACAGAGGUGAGCGUGAUAUUGAUAGAGGGCAUAGUAAGAGGGCCAGAUCUGUCGGUGCUAGUCAGAGUUUGAAAGUUUCUUUGAUAGUUUCGGGUUCCCAGUUUGAAGGUGAUCCCGGUCAGAGGAAACUACUGUUACCACGAUGCAGCCAGUGCGAUAUUUUACAUUCGGGUCAGUUUUAUCGAGGCUCAGAUGCUUGUUAUGCCUAUGGUCAGAUUGGGCACAUGAUGCCAGAUUGUCCCUCGAUGAGUGGUAGAGGUGGGGCUCAGCCUACAGGAUCAGCAGCCGGUUCUUCUUCAUCCGUGCACCCUGUAGGGCAGACUCCCUAG